AAUAGUAGGUAUUUAUUUUUGUGUUGCAGUGAUGUUGUACGAUUAAUAAGUCGUAAAAUAAUAUAUUUUAACAUAAUAAUGAAUGCUAGUGUUGAUACAGAAGAUUGCCAAGCAUUGUCAGCAAUAGACGAAGUUGAAAGUCCGCGGAAGCGUAUGCGUUUAGACUCGUCGGCGCGCAAAAGCUGGAGCAUGAUGGACCGUAAAACUGAUACAGAAGUAUUACAAGAGAUGGGUGUCAGUGUGUUAGAACAAGAUGACUCUGAAACACCGUGUGAUGCUGUUACUGCUACAAAAUCACUAAAGCGCAAACACGACAUAGAGAACGUUAAUCCAAAUAUAAACAGUGUGACCUCACCGCGAUGUAGGUACAGCCCCAAAAUACCCAAAACCAGAUGUAGCCCUAGCCCAGGCCCUUCGAAGACCAGUCCUAGGAGCUCUGAGAAAGCGAAACCUCUGCAAGAUGUGCUCGAAACGUCAUUCACACAGGAGUAUCACAUAGACGAGGACACCCCCCUGGCCCAGAUCUAUGGGGGGUAUGGGGCGUACACGGCUAGCAGUGGGACCAAGGGGAGUGCUAGUACACGUCUGGGCCUCGAAGAGCAAGAGAUACUCGCCAGGAAGGAGAAGUUCGAGCCCAACGGGGCUGACACCUUCACGCUGCUCUCCGACGAGAUGAUACUCAGCGUGUUCAAGUGGCUGCCUAAGCGGACUCUGGCGCACUGUAUGACUGUGUGCAAACGAUGGUACAGGGUCGCCUGCGACGAGACACUUUGGCAAAGACUAGAUCUAGGCAAUAAGACAUUAGCCAAAGACGCCCUAGGCAGGAUAUUGUGUAGGAAACCUAUUAUAUUACGACUGGCUAGUUCUGAAAUCGGAGAUUGGCACCCCACCACCGUGACAGCGACUAGAAUACAAUACUUAGACCUCAGCAUGAGCUCUAUAUCCAGACAGACGCUGGCCAAGCUGUUGGAGAACUGUCCAGCACUGAGGAAACUUAGCUUGGAGAGCUUGCAGCUCGAUGAUGAGAUAAUGGCGUUGAUUGGUCGGUGCUCGAGUUUGGAAACCCUGAAUCUAACAAUGGCCCAGGGCAUCACACCCGAGGGUCUGAAGAGUUUGCUCCAUGGAUGUACUGGCCUUCAAUCGCUGAACAUAUCUUGGUGCAAUUUAAACGAAGAGGCGUUGAACAUUCUAGUUAAUUGCUUGCCAACGAAGCUGCAACGGCUAAAUCUGAGUGGAGCUAGGAUCAUGAGUGACGACUGCUGCGCGCAGCUGGCGGCGCGCUGCGGCCGGCUGGUGGAGCUGGACCUGUCGGACUGCGCGCAGCUGGGCCGCGCGGCGCUGCGCGCGCUGCUGCCGCUCGCGCGCCUCGAGCACCUCGCGCUCAGCCGCUGCUACCUGCUGCCGCCGCACGCUCUCACCAAGCUGAGCGGCAUGACGGCGCUGCAGUACCUGGAGGUGUGGGGGAUGCUGCCGGCCGCGUCGCUCAGCGCGCUGCGGGCCGCGCUGCCGGCCAUACAGAUCAACCAGUUCAUGUUCAGCGCGAUCGCUCGCCCCACAGUGGGGGCUAGGCGCACUUCGAUAUGGGGACUGCGGACCAGAGACUGAACUAAAUUAGUGGAUUUUUAAGUGUUUUCUAAAAGAAGUUUUAGUGAACGGGCCUUGGAGUUAAAUAAAUCGCCUAUGUA
Zerene cesonia (dogface butterfly) is the source of this 1685-nucleotide messenger RNA. Its product is annotated as S-phase kinase-associated protein 2-like. The coding region runs from base 79 to 1605 and encodes 508 amino acids. Gene Ontology annotation, cellular component: SCF ubiquitin ligase complex. NCBI's taxonomy places the organism in Eukaryota, Metazoa, Arthropoda, Insecta, Lepidoptera, Pieridae. Gene Ontology annotation, molecular function: protein binding. Gene Ontology annotation, biological process: SCF-dependent proteasomal ubiquitin-dependent protein catabolic process. The record is from RefSeq and is a predicted model, not a curated record. The transcript is spliced from 13 exons.